AUGGCCGACUCGUUCACUCUCCCUUUGCGUCCGCUUGUCGAGAAGCGAGAGCGACCCGACACUCUGCCCGUGGAGAUUGCCCAAAUCAACAGCCAGUGGGGCUCCUUUCGGGAUGUCAAUGAGGAUGUUCUCCGAGCCAGAAUCGAGGAGGAGAAAGAGAGAGACGGCGUUCUGGAGGCGGAGGAGCGUGAAAAAAAUGGCGCAGAGUUCGAUAUGACCGAGCGGUUAGAGCAAUUGUAUAAGCGGCGCGCCGAGAUCACUCAAUUCGCUAUGCAAGCUCACAUGGAGACCAUGUUUGCCCUCGAUUUCGUCUCACUAGUGCUCUCGAAGCACGCCCCCCGCCAGGCCGAAACCUCCAUGUCCGCGUUUCUGAAACAAGUCGCGCCCCUGGGAUCUCUCGACACGGAGGUUGUCAGUCCUCGACCGAAGCCAGAAACAGCAUCCAAAGACGUUUCAGCUGUCUCGCGCGGAUGGCGAAUCCAAAAUUUUAACGCUGCCGCAAACAAACUGCUGAACGCUGCUGCCAGACUCGAGGGUGAGGUCGCAUCGGAGACCCGAUAUUGGAACGAGACCCUGGCCGUCAAGGACAAGGGAUGGAAGGUUUCCCGGCUUCCUCGCGAAAGGCAGGCACUGGGAGUGCAGUAUGGGUUUCUUGAAGCCACGCCCGUGUUCCGCGACCGUGGGCUCGCUUCUCUACUCCGAGCCGAGGAUGGUGCUUUACUUCUGGACCGAGGUCUCGUUGCUUCUCAAGCUCGCUUCGUUCGCGUCCGAGUGAAGCAAAAUGGUGGGGUUUCUGGCGGCUCUACGUUAACGCACCCGGGAUACAAUAUCGGGGAGUCGAUCGAGGGCCGCAUUCUACAAGCGCGCGACGCCGUUUACGAGGAAGAACUCUUCCAUGAGCUUGUUCGAGAAGCUAGACUUAUGGCUACCUAUGGCGUGACACUGCGACAGGAUCUCAUUCGAAUCCCCGCUGCGGACGACUUGGAAAUCGUGCUGGAUUUGGUGGAUGCCACUGAAGCCACUUUCCACUCUGGGCCAGAAUCAUCUCAGCAUGACUCUCUACUGGCCGAUGGGCUGGCACACUCUAUUCGACUACUCCUUGCCUACGCUCAUCGCCAAAAUCUUCGACGUCGCACCCAAGUCCCGCCGCCACUGACCCCCAAGAAACGAACCACCCCGGAAUACCAUCUUCUUCGGCCGGCUCUGGCUUAUCUUCAGCACAUGUCCAGCGUGCGAUGGCUGGAAUCUUUCUUGGAAGAUAUCUUUGGCGUUCUGCGAUCGGCAGGUCUUGAAACUUCGGGGUACAAUGCCGAUGUCUUUGAAACGUGGAAACGUCCGCACGCUUCGCGCUCUGCCCCAGUAGAGGCAGUUAUUGAACAAUUCCUCACACCAAUCGAGUCGACUUUCACCGGAAAGCUUCUCACUCCUCAAUCUUCAUUCACCAUCACCGUCCGCACAAGCCUUUCCUCGCCGCCUUUCGGAACCAACUUUGAUGUGUCCUUCGACUUUUCCAAAUAUCCCGACCUUAAGUCUCCUGGUCGCCUUGGGGUGGAGGAUGAAGUCCAAGUUGCCCUCACCCAUCUUUUACUGCUUGACAUCGUCUCUAUGAUAUCAUCUGAUGAUCUCUUCGCCUUAACGGCUGAUGGAAAGGACCCCAAGGACACGCGGCGAUGGGAGGCGGUAUACCCGCAUCUGGGUGAGCUCCUGCUAUCUUCUUCAAAUCCUGAGAAGCAUCAGAAGAUGAAAGUUACCAUAUCACGCCAGGGCCUCUCCGUCGAAACCUACCUGGUGCGCAACAUCGACGGAAUCGGACGUGGCGCAUGGGAACUACGUUCAACCCACCCGCAGGCCAAGACCUGGAAAUCACCUUCGUCCACCGAUAAGCAAGCUGAGCAACCCUCGCUGAUUGAGUUUGUUUCUGCCGAGACAUCGGCACCGGCUGACGAGCGAUAA
Penicillium alfredii is the source of this 1953-nucleotide messenger RNA. RefSeq names its product mediator of RNA polymerase II transcription subunit 17. The record is from RefSeq and is a predicted model, not a curated record. The coding region runs from base 1 to 1953 and encodes 650 amino acids. Lineage: Eukaryota; Fungi; Ascomycota; Eurotiomycetes; Eurotiales; Aspergillaceae. The transcript has 3 exons. Gene Ontology annotation, biological process: regulation of transcription by RNA polymerase II. Gene Ontology annotation, molecular function: transcription coregulator activity. Gene Ontology annotation, cellular component: mediator complex; core mediator complex.